CUAGGGUUUUGCCCGCAAACCCCGGUCCCGGUCCCAGCCCCAAUCUCAAUCCCGCUCCCACCAGCGGAGCGGCGUAGCCGCCGCCUCGGCCGCCCUCGGCGACCGCGCCAGAGAGCCGGCGACGAUGGCGAACCGCACGGACCCCCUGGCCCGGAGCAUUCACGGCACCAACCCUCAGAACCUGGUGGAGAAGAUCGUGCGGGCCAAGAUCUACCAGAGCAACUACUGGAAGGAGCAGUGCUUCGGCCUCACGGCGGAGACCCUCGUCGACAAGGCCAUGGAGCUCGACCACACCGGCGGCACCCACGGCGGCAACCGCAGGCCGACCCCCUUCCUCUGCCUCGCCCUCAAGAUGCUCCAGAUCCAGCCCGACAAGGAAAUCGUCGUCGAGUUCAUCAAGAACGAGGACUACAAGUAUGUCCGGGUUCUUGGGGCCUUCUACCUGCGCCUCACUGGCACCGUCGCCGACGUUUACCAGUACCUCGAGCCGCUCUACAACGACUACCGCAAGAUUAGGCAAAAGCUCAGCGAUGGAAAAUUCACGCUGACACACGUUGACGAGUUCAUUGAUGAGCUCCUGACCAAGGACUAUAGCUGCGACACUGCCCUCCCCCGCAUUCAGAAAAGAUGGGUCCUUGAAGCUUCUGGAACUCUAGAACCAAGAAGAAGUGCACUUGAAGAUGAUUUUGAGGAAGAGGAGGAAGAUAAGGAGGAUGGAGCGCCCAUGGAAGUAGAUGAGCCUAACACUCGUGAAAAGGACCAUCUCCGUGGAAGGAGCCCCACCAAAGAACGGGAAAGGGACAGGGACAGGGACAGGAAACACGAAAGGCAUCACAGGGACCGAGAUCAUGAUAGAGAUCGAGAUCACGACAGGGACUAUGGAAGAGGCCGGGAAAGAGAUCGAGACAGAGACAGAGGCCGUGAAAGAGAUAGAGAGAGGGAUAGGGAACGAGACCGUCACCGCAUCCGAGAUGACGACUACAACCGAGAUAGAGACCGGGAAAGAGAGAGAGACCGGGAUGGCAGGGAAAGGGAACGACGGGACAGAGAUCGUGGUAGGCACCGGAGCCGUUCAAGGAGCAGGAGCCGGGAUCGGCGUGAAAGAGACCGUGAAGAGGGAGAGCUCCGUAGGAGACGUGGCCGUGGUAGCGCCAGUCCUCCUCGAGGGCGUCCCGACGAUGGUCCGAGGGAGGAGCCCAAGAAAAGGAAGGAAAAGAAAGAGAAGAAGGGCAGCGGGAAUGGUCCAGAUCCUAAUGAUCCAGAGAUUAUAGAGAUGAACAAGCUUCGGGCAUCGAUAGGGUUGGGACCACUGAAGUAGUGUUACAUUGCUGUAAUGUAUUUUGAAGCUUCAAAUUUCCCUGCUUCUUAAAACCAACAAGGAAUAGUUAGCAUUUUUCUGUAACACUACAAGCUUGUCAAAAUACAGUGGUUUGGCCUGCUUUUCUGGCUCUGCCUUCCUGGGUCCUUUUUGCAUUUUUCUCGAGAUACAUAGUGAAGUCUGGUGAAGGAAAGCAUUUGGUUUUACCUGUA
Hordeum vulgare subsp. vulgare (domesticated barley) is the source of this 1530-nucleotide messenger RNA. Its product is annotated as pre-mRNA-splicing factor 38. The transcript has 6 exons. The record is from RefSeq and is a predicted model, not a curated record. Lineage: Eukaryota; Viridiplantae; Streptophyta; Magnoliopsida; Poales; Poaceae. Gene Ontology annotation, cellular component: precatalytic spliceosome. The coding region runs from base 125 to 1318 and encodes 397 amino acids.